This is a messenger RNA of Eucalyptus grandis, 625 nucleotides long. Its product is annotated as ubiquitin domain-containing protein 2-like. NCBI's taxonomy places the organism in Eukaryota, Viridiplantae, Streptophyta, Magnoliopsida, Myrtales, Myrtaceae. The record is from RefSeq and is a predicted model, not a curated record. Bases 229 to 468 code for a protein of 79 amino acids. The transcript is spliced from 4 exons.
AUCGCUCUCCGCGGCUCUGGAUUUUCCGUGUCGCCGUUCCUGUCGGGUUCCAUCGAUCUUUUUGUUCUUCGAGUGCUGGCGUCUUUGAAUUCGGUCUGCUGCUGGAGCGUUGACUGUGUGACCUAGAACGCUGAUGUCGGCGACGAUCGAGUUUGAAUCUACUCUUCUAAGAAAAUUAGGAAGCCAAAACCUUGGAAGCAUCCUGAAGCAAUUACAAGGACACAACUGAUGAAGAUGCGUAGGGAGUUUUGGGACACUGCACCUCAUUAUGGUGGGAGACAAGAGAUAUGGGAUGCUCUGCAUGCAGCAGCAGAAGCAGAUCUAACGCUUGCCCAAGCAAUUGUAAAUAGUGCUGGCGUGAUUGUUCAGAGAGUUGACUUGACAAUAUGCUAUGAUGAAAGAGGUGCGAAGUACGAAUUGCCCAAGUACGUUUUGAGUGAGCCGACCAAUUUGAUUGAUGAUAAUUGACAAUGGAGGUGGGGCAGAUUUUGCUCAGCUUCGUGUGUAAAUCCUGUGAAUUGAUGUUGAUAGUUUGGUAAAACAAAUUGCAUCGAAGUGGAGGUCAUUCAGGCAUUUUAAUGAUGCACAAUUAAAUACAAAUAUUACGUAACUUCUGCCUCACGAG